UUUACAUACGUAGCGGUCUGUUCUGAGUUCGGAGUUUCUCACGCAACGUAGGCUAGAGCUUUGAACAGUCUUGGUGACAGUUCCAGGCUGGUAAUGUCACCGGGAAUGUUGCGGCAGCAGGGUUGACUGUUCAGGCAUAGAGAAACCCAGCCACAAAGACCUCAACAUGCAAGGUUCAGCUGUGUUGUCAAGUGCUGCUAAAGCAGCAUCUUAUAACAUGGUCUUACAGUUUGGCCUUCGAUUGACCACUUUUGUUCUGAAUGCUUUCAUACUGCGAUAUGUGUCUCAGGACACCUUAGGCAUUGUCAAUGUGAGGCUGACUCUUUUAUAUUCGACAUCCUUAUUUCUGUCGAAAGAGGCAUUUGAUAGAGCUUGUCUGACUAAGCCAGAGACAAGAGACUGGAGACAGGUCAUUAAUCUGCUUUGGUGCACUGUCCCCCUGGCAGGCCUGUGUUGCAGCUUGCUCACCUUCGUCUGGCUUCAUCUCCUGGACAACCCAGCAGACGCACACUACUCCACCGGUGUCAUUUGCUUUGCUGUGUCAACGGUGAUCGAGGUUCUAGCAGAGCCACUCUUUGUUGUUGGCCAAGCUUUUCUCUUUGUUAAACUCAAGGUUCUGUUUCUGGGCCUGUCUCAGGGGGUCAAGUGUGGGGUUACUGUGCUCCUGGUCUUGUGGAGGCCGCAGUGGGGCAUCGGAAAUUUUGCCAUUGCUCAAGUACUUUCCAGCAUCACUUAUACACUAUUGUAUCAUGGCUACUUCGCUUAUUUCAUUUCUUCAAAUAAGAAGAAAAUGGACAAUUUUCCCCUUCAGUCGAUCAGAGACAUCUAUCCCUCUGUCAUAAAAGACAAGCCCUUCAUUGACAGGGAACUGGCCAGUCUGACAGCCAGCUUCUUCCAGCAGUCGUUCCUGAAGCAGAUCCUCACUGAAGGAGAGAAGUAUGUGAUGACUUUCUUUGAUGUCCUCAGCUUUGGAGAUCAAGGUAUCUAUGAUGUGAUAAACAACCUGGGUUCUAUGGCUGCACGCUUCAUCUUUCUGCCCAUAGAAGAGAACAGCUACUUAUUCUUUUCUCACAUGAUCACACGAGGACUGCCUAUGGAGAAACAGAACCAGGAUUCUCUUAAACUGAGUGCACGGGUACUAGGAGUCAUUCUGAAAACUGUCACUUUAAUUGGCUGCAUCAUACUUGUCUUCGGAUACUCAAAUUCUUUUCUUGCCUUGCAUUUGUACGGUGGAGAAAUUCUAUCUUCUGGGAAUGGACCAAGACUGCUGAGGUGGUACUGCUUGUAUGUCCUCGUCAUCGCCAUCAAUGGAACCACUGAGGCCUUUGUGUUUGCAGCCAUGAGUAAAGAGGAUGUGGACAGGUACAAUAAGAAGAUGCUGCUGUUCUCUGGGUUGUUCUUGUUUUCCUCCUGGCUUCUCACACAGUGGGUCGGCAGUGUUGGCUUCAUCCUGGCUAACUGUCUGAACAUGGGAGCUCGGAUUGCGCAUAGUGUGAUAUUCAUCUCACGGUACUUCUCAACAUAUGAGCACAAACCUCUCCAAGAUGUCUGCCCAUCUGUGGCUGUGAUUAUCUCCUUAGUUGUGUCACUUGUGAUUACAGCAGUGUCUGAGGUGACCUUUUGUGUUGAUGGGACGGUCACAGACAGAAUAAUCCACAUAGCAGUGACAGCUCUUUGUCUGCUGACAGUCCUUGCACUGACAUUUGUCACAGAGAAGCAACUCAUCAAUACCAUUAGAGAGCAGAUGUCAAGAGGGAGAAAAGAUUCUGCACAAGAUGUUAAGGAUAGAUGACCCUUGUCAAAAUUUUCAAUAGUUUUUGUUACAAUAAAUUGCCAUCUUUGUUUCACCUUUAUUC
This is a messenger RNA of Aplysia californica (California sea hare), 1856 nucleotides long. RefSeq names its product protein RFT1 homolog. The record is from RefSeq and is a predicted model, not a curated record. Gene Ontology annotation, biological process: glycolipid translocation; dolichol-linked oligosaccharide biosynthetic process. Bases 167 to 1792 code for a protein of 541 amino acids. Gene Ontology annotation, cellular component: endoplasmic reticulum membrane. NCBI's taxonomy places the organism in Eukaryota, Metazoa, Mollusca, Gastropoda, Aplysiida, Aplysiidae. The transcript has 15 exons.